GGUAAAAGACCACAUGACAUGAGUCCAUCUAACAUCUAUUUCUAAUUCUGAGCCCUCUCGGGCUCCGCUCUUCGAUUUUCUUCCUCUUUCAAUCCGGUCCGGUUCAGCUCACUAAGCCGAGCUGGGGGAAGAAAAAGGUCCAAGUAGGCUGCAUAUAAAUUAUCUUUCUCGCCCGUCAAAGUGUUCUCUUCAACGGAGGCGAGUUCCUUCUCAUUUUAGCUUUCGGAAACUUAGCUGAAUCUCCAUCCAAAUCAGAGCCUUUAAGUUUGAAAACGCUGUGUUUAAGCAAGAUCCAGAUUUCAGAAUGGAAGAAGAGAAAGGAGAGCUGGUGCGGAGCUUGAUCGAUGCGGUGAACCAGAUAGCUCCAAUCGGCGAUUACAGAUGCGCCGUGAAGAAGGAGUUUUGCAAUCUCGCUAGGAGAUUGAAGCUGUUGACGCCAAUGUUCGAGGAGAUUAGAGAAAGCAAAGAGCAAAUCCCCGAAGAAACUGUUAAAGCUCUGGUCUCGCUGAAAGAAGCUUUGGUUUCGGCUAAGGAGUUGCUCAGGUUUGGCAGUGAAGGCAGCAAGAUUUACCUGGUUCUAGAGAGGGAUCAGAUUAUGCAUAAAUUUCAUGAAGUGACAGCUCGGGUGGAGCAAGCUUUGAGUGGAAUUUCGUAUGAGAAUCUUGACAUAUCAGAUGAAGUUAAGGAACAGGUGGAGCUUGUUCUAGCUCAGUUCAGGAGAGCUAAAGGAAGGGUUGAUGUUCCGGAUGUUGAACUGUACGAGGAUCUAUUAUCACUCUACAAUAAAAGCAAUGAUGCUGCAGCAGAUCCAGAUGUUCUAAGGAGAUUAGCCGAGAAGUUACAAUUGGUUGGGAUAGCUGAACUUACGCAAGAAUCACUAGCUCUACAUGAGAUGGUUUCUGCCAGUUGUGGAGAUCCUGGGGAAACAUUUGAAAAGAUGUCAAACUUACUAAAGAUAAUCAAGGAUUUUGUACAGACAGAAAAUCCUAAUUUGGAUGCUUCUGCAAGGGAAAAGAAUCUUCCUAGUAGUAGUGGGCAAGCAACCACUGAUGGAAAUCACAAGACUCCAGUUAUACCAGAUGAUUUCCGCUGUCCAAUAUCCCUGGAGUUGAUGAAGGACCCUGUCAUUGUUUCCACAGGGCAGACUUAUGAACGUUCUUGCAUUGAGAAAUGGCUGGAGCAAGGUCACGGAACAUGUCCAAAGACACAACAGACCCUCAGUAGCCCUGCUCUUACGCCCAAUUAUGUAUUGCGUAGUCUAAUAGCUCAAUGGUGUGAGGCAAAUGGCAUUGAGCCGCCUAAAAGACCCGGUAGUUCUCGACCCAAUAAAGUCACAUCUGCCUGCUCACCCGCUGAACGUACCAAGAUUGAAAUUCUCCUCUGUAAGCUUGCAUCCAGCAGUCCUGAAGAUCAAAGAAUGGCUGCAGGUGAAAUCCGUCUUCUUGCCAAACGAAAUGCAGAUAAUCGUGUGGCAAUUGCUGAAGCUGGGGCCAUACCUCUCCUUGUGACCCUCCUUUCGACACCUGAUUCACGGACCCAAGAACAUGCUGUAACGGCACUCCUUAACCUUUCCAUUUGUGAAGAGAACAAAGGAAGUAUCAUAUCUUUUGGAGCAGUUCCCAGUAUAGUCCAGGUGCUUAAGAAGGGAAGCAUGGAAGCUAGAGAGAAUGCAGCAGCUGCUCUCUUCAGCCUCUCAGUAGUGGAUGAAAAUAAGGUGACAAUUGGUGCCUCAGGAGCAAUUCCUCCCCUAGUGACAUUGCUAAGUGAAGGCACACAAAGGGGGAAAAAAGAUGCAGCAACAGCACUCUUUAAUUUGUGCAUUUACCAAGGGAACAAGGGAAAAGCAGUGAGAGCCGGAGUUGUCCCAACAUUAAUGCGUUUGUUGACAGAACCUGGAGGAGGAAUGGUGGAUGAGGCAUUAGCCAUACUUGCAAUACUCUCUAGCCACCCGGAAGGUAAGUCUGCCAUAGGAGCAGCAGAGGCAGUGCCAGUUUUGGUAGAUGUUAUUGGUAAUGGAUCUCCUAGGAAUAGGGAGAAUGCAGCUGCGGUUUUGGUGCACCUCUGUGCCGGAGACCAACAGCAUUUAGCAGAGGCCCAGGAACUAGGAGUGAUGGGUCCUUUGUUGGACUUGGCUCAAAAUGGUACAGAUAGGGGGAAGCGGAAGGCUGCUCAAUUGCUUGAGCGCAUGAGCAGGUUUGUUGAGCAGCAAAAGCUUGCACAGGCGCAAGCUGAGGCCCAUGCUCAACAGUCCCAGUCUCAGUCUCAGUCUGAGAUUCAACAACCACACCCACCCUCUGUGGCAUACACUGUUAAUAGAUGAGGUUCAAAUUGCCUUAAUUUUUGUUCCUUUUAUCACCUUGUUUGUUUUUCAGUAUCGAAGGAGGCGGCUUUGCUUCAGAGAUGAAAGAUCACCUAUCAAACCUGUAAGUUAUUCAUUUGUUUGUGUGGAAGAAUACAUUAUUCAUAGAACCUUCAAAGUUCCCUAAAGAUAAAGGGAAGUGAAAGGAAAGAAAAGAAAAGGGCUGAUUUGUACUUGACAUGAACUUGAAUUUGUACCAUUAUAACAUAUGUUACGACGGUAAUCAUCCUCAGUUUUUAUACGAGAGAUGUUUUCCAAA
Molecule: messenger RNA, 2618 nt
Organism: Gossypium arboreum
Lineage: Eukaryota; Viridiplantae; Streptophyta; Magnoliopsida; Malvales; Malvaceae
Product: U-box domain-containing protein 13-like
Exons: 4
Coding region: 305-2320 (671 amino acids)
Biological process (GO): protein ubiquitination; cell surface receptor signaling pathway
Cellular component (GO): nucleus; cytoplasm
Molecular function (GO): ubiquitin-protein transferase activity; protein binding
Source: RefSeq, a predicted model, not a curated record